Uranotaenia lowii is the source of this 2940-nucleotide messenger RNA. RefSeq lists its product as uncharacterized. The record is from RefSeq and is a predicted model, not a curated record. NCBI's taxonomy places the organism in Eukaryota, Metazoa, Arthropoda, Insecta, Diptera, Culicidae. The coding region runs from base 1 to 2940 and encodes 979 amino acids. Gene Ontology annotation, molecular function: chitin binding. The transcript has a single exon. Gene Ontology annotation, cellular component: extracellular region.
AUGAAGACUGUCUUCCAACUGCUUCUGCUGAUACUGUCACUAGUGGCCACCCUACUGGGGGUGACCGCCCAGGAAUUCAAUCCGGAAGUUUGGUGUCGAUCGGAGUCGUACCGGUUCUUUGCUGAUCCAACCGAUUGUGGUCGAUUUGUUUUCUGCAAUGAGGGAAUAGUGGAGCAGUUUGAGUGUCCGGCGAGUGAAAUUUGGUCCCAAGAAGAUGGAGGUUGUAUCCGGGGUUAUCGGGACAGUUGUACCCCUUGGGAUUUUCGGGAGGCAUGCAACGAGAUUGAAGGCGAUGGAGUGGUGGCAGAUUUGCGUGACUGUAGCCGGUUUAUCAGCUGCGUUGAAGGGGAAGCCGAGCUGAUGAACUGUGCUAGGGGGUAUAUUUUCUCAGAGGAGCGAAUGGAGUGUAUUCUGGGAAGCGUGCUAGGGUGCGAGUCAUUGGAGUCGAUUUGUGAUGGUAACAGUGAUCAUGAGAAGAUGUUUGUGCAUCCUGAAAUUUGUUCGGCCUUUAUUGGGUGUGAGAAUGGGAAUGCUACUGUCGAGUUCUGUCCAGAAGGUGAAAUAUUUCGGGAAGAUACACAAUAUUGUGUUAGAGGUAAUGCGGACAGCUGCUUGGUCUAUCCGGCUGAGAAUGUUUGCACGGAAAUACAAAAUGGGACUGUUGCGCACCCGGAGGUUUGUACAAACUACGUGGAAUGUUUCAAUGGGACCAUGACGGUGAAUAGUUGUCCAAGGGGAACAGUAUUUAAACCUUUAACUUUGGCGUGCACUGUGGGCAAUUCGGAGACCUGUUUGUCGCUCGUAAGCGAAUGUGAAAGUGUGCCCGAUUCAGUUUGGUUGAUGCAUCCGAACCAUUGUGAUCUGUUUGUGAACUGUAACGAUGGAUCUGCAUCGCUUGGUGUUUGUUCACCUGGAAAAAUUUUCCGCCCGGAGCAGCAAUUUUGUGUACCAGGAGACAGUAUCUCUUGUGAGUUCACGCCCCUGGAAAGAAUGUGCGAUGAUAGUCAGAUUGGCGCCAUUUUUCCAAAUCCUGAAAACUGUUAUUCUUACGUGAGGUGUGAACUGGUCAAUGGAAAGUUUAAUUCAACUAUUAAUUCCUGCCCCGACAACCAUAUAAUUCAACCAAACACACUUAACUGUAUACUAGGCAUUCCUGAAACAUGCCAACCUUUGACGGAAGUGUGCCAAGAUCGAAAUGACCAACGCAUUCCUGUUGCGUCAGAUUGUAGUUCAUACAUUCUGUGUCAACAUGAAAAUGCCGUAACAUUGGCAUGCCCACCAGGUGAAAUAUUCGAUCCAGAAGGUUUAAUUUGCAUUCCUGGAUACAGUAAUGAGGAGUCUUGUCGUGCUCUAAGCUGUGAAGACAUCACUAGUGGGCUUUCAAACCAUCCCGAUUUUUGCCACAUAUUUUACAGAUGUGAUGGGAGAGAUAUCACUACUCACAUGUGCCCCUUGGGUCACAUCUUCAACGGUAGAUUCGAGAUAUGUGCCCCAGGAGACCUGGAAUCUUGUGAGUUUGAUCCGUUAGGAACGAUGUGUACCGGUCGUUUAAGUGGAGUACGUUUUCCAUACCCGGAUGAAGAUAUCUGCACCGAUUAUGUUGUUUGUGAUAAUCAGGAAGCCGAUCGUCAGCAAUGUCCUCCGGAUACUGUUCUCCAGCCACAGACUCUGGAAUGUGUACCGGGUUUGGUAGAUACUUGUGAGCGUUUUAACGUAACAUGUGAUCCUAAUCUGGAACAAGUGUUCCCCCAUCCUACUCGUUGUGAUUUGAAGAUUAUCUGCGUCGCCGGAUCAAUAUCGGUAGAGAGUUGUCCGGAAGGGCAAAUUCUUGAUCCAGAAACCCUAAGUUGUGUAACGGGAGAGGUAUUAUCGUGCUUGUGUGCUGGUCAGCCUGACGGAAUCAUACAACACCCAUCGAUUUGCAAAACUUACAUUCAAUGCAGCAGUGGGGAAGGAAUUGUCAACAGUUGCAAUGAAGGAGAAGUAUUCAGUGCUGAGCUCAUGCGAUGUCUUCCUGGAAACAUGGAAACGUGUCAAGUUAAACCGGUCGAUCGAUGGUGCGAGGGUAUGCCCAACGAUAUCCAAUAUCCCCACCCUGACAGGUGUGUAAGCUUUGUAACCUGCCAAAAUGAGCUUGUGGUAGAAGAUAUUUGUGAUAGAGGACUUAUCGUUUCACCGAAUUCUGAUCGAACGGUUAGUUGUAUUGUUGGAAACUCGGACACUUGUCAAAGACUCGAUGACCAGUGCCUUGAACAGACUGAUGGAAUCGUUAUUGAACAUCCAAACCAUUGCGACCUGUUUCUUUCUUGUGACACUCAGCAAACAAACCUUCAAAUGUGUGAACCUAAUCUUAUAUUCGAUCCGGAGCUGCUGCAAUGUGCCUUUGGUGAUUCGGAAAACUGUAUUGGAACAUGCGCUGAUGAGGAUGAUGGAACUAUCAUACCACACCCAGAUGAAAAUAUUUGUGAACAAUUUCUCCGUUGCCAGAAUGAGCUCGCAAUGGUUGAUCUAUGUCCUUUGGGAACUAUAUUCAGCGGAUCCUCACGAACAUGUACGGCCGGAAACUCUGAAACCUGCGAAGACUACAGCAGCCGUUGUUCUGACCUACCGGACUCGGUCAUAUCUUUCCCGCAAUCAGAACUCUGUGAGCUGUUUUUGAGUUGCUCCGAUAGUGAGACAACCGUAAGAACCUGUCCUGAGGGAACCAUUUUCAGAGAAGAAGCGCAAAUGUGCGUUGCUCGGGAAGCAGACACUUGUGAAGUAUCCAGUGACUUAGGGUCUUUCUGUGAGGAACUAGAAGACGGUGAAUAUGCCCAUCCAAAUGUCUGCUUUCUGUUUGUUGAAUGCAGUGGGGGCAUACAAACGAUUCAAUCUUGUCCUCCUGGAACUGUCUUUGAAGGAACCGAUUGCGUGGAUGGGAACCGAGAUGAGUGCCCUUGA